UUGCAAUUAUCGCCCUUGGAAAAGCUCCUUGGGAAGGAUCGCUCUGUCAUUUCGGUCAUUGCAGUCUGUUUGUCAUUGUCAUCUCAACAAACAAUGUACAGGAAGUAAGAGCGAGAAAGAAACCUUCAACCUUUUCAGAAAGAAAAAAACCUUCACCCUUUUUGGUCCUCCCUUGCUCGUCUCUUAACUAACAAAAACUCUCUCUCUUCACGGAGAAUGGAAUUUGCUGAAGAAACCCUAAUUAUUGCAGAGGAGCUCCGCUUUGAAGGUAUACCGACUACCGUUAGCCUGUAUAGAGAUGGAACAAUAUGCUGGAAUGGUCGUUGCUUCAAUUUGGACGCAGAUGUUUUGGGCUUUUGCAGAGAAGGGUCGGGUUUUAGGGUUAGGACUUUUUUGAAGAAGGAGAGUACCGGUUGUUUUGGUGCUAAUGGAGGUUACAGAAUGAGAAAAGACUUUGUUUUUGAGCCGCCUGGUGAGGGUUCACUUCAACGCUGGUGUGAUACGCUUCGAGAACACAUCGAUUCUUUGAAUCGACCAAAAAAUGUGUUUGUCAUUGUGAAUCCCUUUGGUGGAAUCAAAUCCGCGUCAAAGAUAUUUUGCGAGGAAGUGGAGCCAUUACUUGUUGCAGCUGAGAUUCAGUAUACUGUGCAAGAAACUCAGUUUCAACUUCAUGCAAAGGAAAUUGCAAACUCACUGGAUCUUUCGAAAUAUGAUGGGAUUGUCUGUAUCAGUGGAGAUGGUAUCCUGGUUGAGGUAGUGAAUGGACUGCUGCAAAGAACAGACUGGGAUUCUGCAAUUAAAAUGCCUCUUGGGGUAAUUCCAGCAGGCACAGGAAAUGGCAUGGCCAAGUCACUGAUGGCUUCAGUUGAGGAUCCUUGUGUGGCAGCAAAUGCAAUUUUUGCAGUAAUCCGAGGCCAUAAGCAACCACUUGAUGUGGCAACUAUCUCGCAAGGAAAGACAAGGUUUUUCAGUGUAUUAAUGCUUGCAUGGGGUCUUAUUGCAGAUAUUGAUAUUGAAUCUGAGAUCUAUAGAUGGAUGGGGAGUGUUCGCAUUGAUUUCUAUGGUAUCUUGCGAAUAAUGUGCUUGAGGAAAUACAAUGGAUGCAUCUAUUUUGUUCCUGCACCUGGCCAUGAAGCUGUUGGGGAUCCUGUUGACAACAAUGAUGUUUCAAACAACUUACUUAGGAGCAUGCAUGGUGACCAUGAUAAUGAUCCUAGAACAGAGUCUGGCUAUCCUGGACCGUCAGUAGCUUCGCAAAAUUGGGCGUGGAGGACAAUAGGAGGGCCAUUUAUUUCAGUUUGGCUUCACAAUGUGCCAUGGGCCACUGAAGAUACUAUGCCUGCACCUGCUGCCAAGUUUUCGGAUGGUUAUUUGGACCUGAUCUUAGUCAAGGACUGCCCGCGAGCAGCUCUUGUGGCAAUGCUGACAAAAAUGAAGGAUGGUGGGCAUGUUAAAUCGGAGCAUGUAUUAUACAUAAAGGUGAAGGCAUUUUGUUUAGAACCAGGGCAGCGUGUUGCAGAACCAGAGAAAGGAGGGAUUAUUGAUUCCGAUGGGGAAGUACUAGCCAGAGGGGAGGGAACAUUUAAAUGUAACCAGAAUGAUAUCAUGGCAUACGGCCCUCCUAUCCAUAUAACAAUACACCAAGGUUUGGCAACUCUGUUUUCCCCCAAUUAAUUUUUUAUUUUUCAUUUUUUUAAUAGAAAUCAAUUCAGGGAAGUUCUGAAAUCAGUUUAUUGUCACGAUGAAUAAAUUCUAUGCAUUAAUUAAAUUGAACAAAAAUAACGUGUUCUAUA
Molecule: messenger RNA, 1793 nt
Organism: Amborella trichopoda
Lineage: Eukaryota; Viridiplantae; Streptophyta; Magnoliopsida; Amborellales; Amborellaceae
Gene: SPHK1
Product: sphingosine kinase 1
Biological process (GO): phosphorylation; sphingosine biosynthetic process
Cellular component (GO): membrane; cytoplasm; intracellular membrane-bounded organelle
Molecular function (GO): lipid kinase activity
Source: RefSeq, a predicted model, not a curated record